Molecule: messenger RNA, 2541 nt
Organism: Stereum hirsutum FP-91666 SS1
Lineage: Eukaryota; Fungi; Basidiomycota; Agaricomycetes; Russulales; Stereaceae
Exons: 13
Coding region: 268-1857 (529 amino acids)
Biological process (GO): rRNA base methylation
Cellular component (GO): nucleus
Molecular function (GO): 23S rRNA (adenine(1618)-N(6))-methyltransferase activity
Source: RefSeq, a predicted model, not a curated record
AUCACAGACAUUUUCUGCAAUCCGAACGCUAUGGAAGUCGGACUUUUACCUUGAUACUUGACAUCUAGCUUCAUGCAUCCACGAAACCCGUACAGCUCCCCACCCGACUUCCAAAAACUCGCAGAGGCAUACCCGUCUCUCCAGCCACACUUGGUGAAGACAAAGAACGAGGAUGUUACGAUUGACUUCCAGGAUGAAUCUUCGCAGAGGUAUGACUCGUCAGAUCGACUGCGGUUGUUGUAUGUGCUUUGAAUGUUUUUUUUCUUGAUGCAGCGUAGGCGUCUCACGGAAGCACUUUUAUAUCGGGACUUUAAUCUAGUAGUCACUAUACCCCAGGAUAGAUUGUGUCCUACGGUACCCAAUCGACUUAACUAUAUCCUUUGGCUCGAGGACCUCCUAACCUCGACGGCCCCACCGCAGAUUACCUCUAGCGGUAACGGCCCCAUUUCAAGCAGACAGAUGAGUUGUCGAGGGAUUGACAUUGGACUAGGCGCUUCAGCGAUCUACCCACUUCUAGCAUGCCGAAUCUCAUCAAACUGGACGAUGGUUGGGACAGAUAUUGACGCAAUGUCGCUGCAGUCAGCAGAAAGGAAUAUAGCGAAAAGUAAUCUCACCUCUCGUAUCUCGAUUAUCAAGUCACAAACGACCGCAGGAGCCACGAUAUUCCCGUCUCAACUGAGCGACUUUCGAGAAUCCUGCUUCGAUUUCACAAUGUGUAACCCUCCGUUCUACAGCUCAAAGGUCGACGUUUCACGGUCCGCCCAGGGUAAAUCCACGGGGCCAAAUGCUGUGUGUACCGGAGCAGACGUGGAGAUGAUCACCCAUGGUGGUGAGGCAGCAUUUGUGCGCAGGAUGGUCCAAGAGUCGUUCCUGCUUCGCGACAGAUGUCGGUGGUAUACUUCCAUGCUCGGAAAGCUGAGUUCUCUGGCAGAGAUCGUUGAAGCACUGAGGGAGAAUAAGAUCGAUAACUACGCCAUUACUGAGUUCGUUCAAGGUCAGACUCGUCGUUGGGCCAUUGCUUGGUCAUUCGGGGAGCUGAGAGCUCCUGAUACAAUCUCUCGCAUCUCGAACCCCACGGUGCAGAACCUCAUGCCCUCGAGGACUACUCUGUAUCAGUCCCUCUACCCUCCAACUCCUUCUAGCGAGUCAGUCAUUGCCUUUUCGAGCACCAACCUUCGCGAUACUCUACAAGGGGUCAUCCGCUCUGUACCCGAACUCGAUUUCAAAGCAGGCUCCUUCGUCUCGUCAUCCGAUUCCCAUCCACCGACCAACCCUGUUCCAUCCACCUCUCCACCCGAAACAGUCUACUCAUCUAUACCCUCCUCAUCGGAACUUAUCCCACCCCCCAACAUCGCCACACUCUCAUCCGCAUCCACCUCAUCCGACGGCUACUUCCUCAUCUCAGCGCCCCGAAAUACCUGGUCUCGUGCUGCACGAAGAGCAGGCGCAAACUCGAGGAAGAGAAAGCGUGAUACCGCCGAGGAUACGCAGGAUGAUAUUAGUUCGAGAGAAGGUGGCGGUACUACGAAUGGGGGAAUACGGCCAUCGGGGAGUUCGAAUCCUCCGCUGGAGUCACCGAUACUCGGAUGUCGAGUUUUCUUGGUCGAUAAUACUGCCGCUUAUCGGUCUACGGCAUCCUCUUCGAAGAGCACGACCUCCAUAUCUCAAGAGGGGACUGCAUCUAAGCCUAACGUAGAAGGCCCAGCGGAACGCGUCACGGAAACCGAACAGAGUGUCAAGGUCGGGUUUGAGUGGGUAAAGGGGAGGGAUAGGGCGGUUUUCGAGGGGUUCGUGAACCACGUUGGGAGGAAAAUGAGGGACGCGGUUGCGGGUCGCGACUGCAAGACAGGUGGAUAGGGGCAGGAAAAUGUUGUGCCGGUCAGAUUUCCGAUUUGGCACCUUCAUUGUUCUAUCCCUGCCUUGUAUCCACUCUUGCAUGGUUUUAUGCGUAUACAAGAACAAUCAUCAUAAUGUCCGUCUCUUUCGUUGCCUGGCAUGCUAAACCGUGUUGCAUAUUGUCAAGGCACUGCGCAAUGUGACUUUACUCACCGUCCGACAACGCGAGGAAGAGCAGCAACUGGCACGCCGACCAGAAAAUUCGUCCUUGCAUAAGGCAAGACCAGCGUUCCGCUCCGGGAGGGACUGACGGGCAUAUCAGCGUGACUUGAGGUUGUCAAUUUGCGCUAGUAGUAUGUGGCGUGCGCGGGCACGGCAACAAUGCUAUAUCGCGCUUGGACCCGCUAUGUGAUAUGUGCACUGGCCUCCGGUCAGGUCUUUGGGGUGCAUGUUCCCGUCGUCUCACUCUCCGCUAUCUUCUUUAUGCGCUUAUAACGUCGGGAGGAGCAAGAUGUAGGGAUGAUUGAGACAUAGGCAGAGACACGGAUACGACAUCCUUAGUAACGGCCAAUGCGCCAGGGGCAUCGGUAAACAAUUUACAAAGCUACUAAGACUGAAGAGCGCCAAACAAACACUUUAUUCCUAAACUGGUAGCCCAUUGUUCGUGCCGUGACUAAACGCCUGCGCCGAGCUUGGCUGAUCCCG